CUCGGAGCCGGCGAUGCUGGCCGGGCUGUGCCCUGGUGUUGGCUGCGAACAGCCCUGCCGGGGGCUGCUGCUGCUCCGGGGAGCAGAGCCCUGCGGAGCUUGCUCUGCUCUCUCUAUUACCCCUUGCUCUGCUCUCUGUAAUACCCCAGACGGUACCCGGGCGGUAGCUGGGAUUUAGGGUUUCACUCGCGGUGUUAAAUUCUAAAUCUUGAUUUAAAAUUAAAAAAAAAAAAUUGUUCGCCAUUUAUAUUUUUAAAAAGCAGGUGAAGAAAAACAUGCGGGUAGAUCGCACUUUAAAACAGACCUAUGAUGCAUUUCUCCUCAGAAAAAAGGCGAGGGUUGAUAAUUAAAAGGACAGCAGACAUAGAAGUCUGUCUGAGGAGGAUCGGCUCCAGAAGUCAGAAUGAGGUCACCUGACAAAGGCAUUUUCAUGAUGUCUUUGGGGAAAAAGACAGGCAGAGCUACCCACCUGAAGUCUGCAUUGAGCAAGGCGUUUCCUCCUCUAACACUUUAUUUAAUGCUGUCAGUAGCAAAGCUAAUAAAACAGCAGGAUGUGUGCUCUGCCAGCAGAAAGGCUGCUGCUGUUUCAGCCCCCACCUGUUCGGGGAUGCUGUGCUGGUGCUGCUCUGGUGGAGCUGCUCAGGUCCCAGCAGCUGAGCAGGAAGGAAGGAACAGACAAAGCCCUGAGCUGCGCCUGCUGACUGGGUACAGUUUUGGCAGAGCCUUGUCUCUCAUUAUCUUAUUGCUUCUCGUGUCUCCUGGGGUUUUCUGUUGGAGUUCUGGGGAACUAUAAAAUCAGUUUUUAAGGCUGUUGCGUGUACACAAUCUCAGUCAUUAUUUUUCCUAGAGAGCAGAGAUAGGUUAUGUUUUGGGGUAGUUGGGUAUUUGGCAGGCAACUAGGGAAACAGAAUAUUAGAAAGUAGUUUUCAGGGUUUCUAAUAUCCAAUCCCUAAAUACCUGAAGUCUGCAGGAAAUGAGACAAGUCAUUUCCCUGCUGUUGAGGAGCUGAGAAAAUGCCCAUCUGUUAUGAUGAUUUGGGUUCUUUGUGCUUUCUGACAUGCAGACAGAUACAGUCUGUAUCAGAUACCAAUACUCAGAUUUGCAAAGGAACAGGCUCACUUUUUUUUUCUCAGUCGCAAGCCUUUCUAGAUGUUUUGCCAUCUGUGUCUCAAUGUCUUUUAAAAAGUUUGUUUUUUUACUUUACUUGUUAGAUUUUAUUAAGCGGUAAAUCAUCAAACUCUUUUGUUUCUUUCCAGGUUACUUUGAUGAGUAAAUAAACAGAGGCUUGUUUUGUCUCUGAGAAAAUAGGGUCUGGCCUGAAUGUUUGAAUUGCUUCAUUAUAAAUGAAAAUAAGCUUAAGAAUUUCCUGAGCACUCUGUUCUCAGUAGCAGGAUUUCUAAGAAGAGGAACUUUGUCCGUUCUGUCAGACUGAGAUGAUUGUAAAAAGCUAUGGAUUUUAUACUGAUAAGAUUUCAUCCUCAGAUGUAUUUUUGCGGUAUACACUUUGUAAUGUUUACCAAAAACUUCAAGUUAAAGCACAACCUUUAAUUCUUAAGAUUUUCUGUGCAGAAAAUACUUUGUGGCUAGGUGAGAAACUGAUUUUUCAGUGUGUAGCAUUUUCCAGAAAAUGCUCCUGGUUUAGUGGCAGUGACUCUGAACAGCCUGAGAAGGAAGGCAUGUGUUUGUGUCACUGUGCAAUUAAAGCUACAGUGGAAAGUGAUUCUAUAGAAGUAUGAUGUGUGCUUCUGUAGGUAGGCUGUGAUACACCAGAUAAUUCCAGAAAUUAACAGGAAGGCUGCUUGGAUACUGUGGGAGGGGCACUGGUUGCAGCCAUGCAGCAGAGGUGCUGUGUUAAUUGCAGUGACUUGGCUGCUUCUGAGACCUGCUGGGACAACAUGGUGCCUAAGAACUGACAUUCCCAGCCUGGCCUUUCCCCAUUAAACCCAUUGAACCAGUGAGAAUGUGCUCUGGAUUGGAUGCUUCUCUAUGGCAUGGUGGUUUAUAGCCCCUACUGAAUUUGUCCUGUUAAGCUUAUUAGCUGAAGCUGUAAAGGACCCUACAGCUGUAGAAAGAGCAAAUUUAUUAAACAUGGCUAAACUGAGUAUCAAAGGACUCAUUGAAUCAGCCUUGAGCUUUGGGCGCACUCUGGAUUCUGACUACCCACCUUUGCAGCAGUUCUUUGUUGUCAUGGAGCACUGCCUGAAGCAUGGCCUGAAAGUAAGAAAAUCCUUUCUCAGUUACAAUAAAACCAUCUGGGGUCCUCUGGAACUUGUGGAGAAAUUAUAUCCAGAAGCUGAGGAAAUAGCAGCAAGUGUCAGAGAUUUGCCUGGCCUUAAGACGCCGCUGGGCCGUGCCCGGGCCUGGCUGCGGUUGGCGCUGAUGCAGAAGAAAAUGGCUGAUUAUCUUCGCUGUUUGAUCAUCCAGAGAGACCUCCUCAGUGAGUUUUACGAGUAUCAUGCACUGAUGAUGGAGGAGGAAGGAGCAGUGAUUGUUGGGCUGUUAGUUGGGCUGAACGUGAUCGAUGCCAACCUGUGUGUGAAGGGAGAAGACCUGGAUUCACAAGUUGGGGUGAUCGAUUUCUCUGUGUAUUUGAAGAGUGAUGAUGACAUUGGGGGCAAAGAAAGAAAUGUACAGAUUGCUGCAAUAUUGGACCAAAAGAAUUAUGUUGAGGAACUAAACAGGCAACUGAACACAGAAAAGCUGAGCACAUCAACUAUGAGCAAAAUGAAAGUCAAGGAGGAGAAAGGAGCUGUCACAAUUAAGAGCAGUGAUGUUUGUGUGAUGUCAUUAUCCAGUAGCACAGUUAGCAGUCUACAUGCAAGAGUUGACUCACUAGAGAAAUCAAACACUAAACUGAUUGAAGAGUUAGCAAUAGCAAAAAACAAUAUAAUUAAACUUCAGGAAGAAAACCAUCAAUUAAGGAGUGAAAAUACUCUGAUUUUAAUGAAAACACAGCAUCAUCUAGAGGCAGCCAAGGUGGACGUGGAGGCAGAGCUGCAGACGUACAAGCACUCGAGGCAGGGCUUGGAUGAGAUGUACACCGAGGCGCGCAGGCAGCUCCGCGAGGAGGCACAGCUGCGCCAGGAUAUGGAGAAUGAGCUAGUGGUUCAAGUUAGCAUGAAACAUGAGAUAGAGCUUGCCAUGAAGCUGCUGGAGAAGGAUAUCCAUGAGAAGCAGGACACCCUCAUCGGCCUGCGGCAGCAGCUUGAGGAAGUUAAGGCAAUUAACGUGGAAAUGUACCAAAAGCUGCAGGUUUCUGAAGAUGCUAUGAAAGAAAAGAAUGAAAUAAUUAGUCGAUUAGAGGAUAAGACCAAUCAAAUUAAUGCAACUAUGAAACAACUAGAACAAAGAUUGCAGCAAGCAGAGAAGGCUCAAAUGGAGGCUGAGGCUGAGGAUGAGAAACUUAAACAGGAAUAUGUGAAUAAAUCUGAAAGCCUGCAGAACGAAUUCUCCCAGAAGGAGAAACAGCUGCUUCAGCUGGAAACAGACUUGAAGAUAGAAAAAGAGUGGCGGCAAACCCUGGAGGAUGAUCUUCAGAAGGAAAAGGAAACUGUGUCUCAUCUGAGAACAGAGACCCAAGAAAUAGUUACCCUUAAGAAAGAGUUCCUUAAACUUCAGGAGAAGAACAAGCAGCUGAAAAGCACAUGUGAGGACCAAGAAGCUGCUCUCCAGGAACUGGCAUCCAAGCUGAGCGAAUCAAAGCUGAAAAUAGAAGAUAUAAAAGAAGCUAACAAGGCUUUGCAGGGCCAGGUUUGGUUGAAGGACAAAGAAGCCACUCAUUGCAAGCUGUGUGAAAAGGAAUUUUCACUUUCCAAACGGAAGCAUCACUGUAGGAACUGUGGGGAGAUCUUCUGCAAUGCCUGUUCUGACAAUGAGCUGCCUCUGCCCUCCUCACCAAAGCCUGUCCGGGUCUGUGACUCCUGCCAUGCCAUUCUGAUCCAGAGGUGCUCUUCUAAUGUGCCAUAAGAGAUUUAUUCAUGCUGCUUUUGGCUCAUCCUGUAAAAACCACCAUGCCAACUAAAGAAUGUACAAGAGGAUUUCCAGACUCUGAGGUAAGCAGUGUGGAGUUGCAAUUUCAAGGUACUGUGAAUGAGUUACUUCUCUGCUUCCUCUUGAAACAAAUGGAGACAAUGGGACCCAAAUGUAGAAUAUGCACAUCUAAAAAGAAGAAAAACCCAAAAGGGUGUGUUGGUCUGCCAAAUGGCUCAGCAGCUUUUUUGGGAGGAAGCAGGGUGGUUUAUCCAGGAGACUCAGUGUUAAUGUGUAUUGGAUGAAUAUUUCAGUUGUUAAGAUGAUCUGGAGGAAGGUGAUACUCUUCCAGGCUGAUGAGCCACAAGCCCAACCUAAUCCUGUGCCUGUGAUAGGCUGUUGGGAAACAAAACCCUGCAGUAGCUGGUUUUAAAUUGUACUGGAAAAAAGCAUGGCAAUUAAUGCAGUGGUCUGAGAAGUUAUUGCCAAAUACUGUGUGUUUGUUCACCUCUCUUCAUGAGCAGGAGUUGGUACAUUCCAGAACAUUCCAGAACAUCCCAGAACAUUGCACUGCAGCUGUUCUGUGCAGUCCCAGGGUGAGGGGAGCUGUGCUCAGCCAGGGAACAAACAGUGCUCGGGGCACUUCCUGAAGGAAGGUGUGUUUUGCUGAGUGAUUUGUUCACAUGAACUAUUAAUUUGAUAUAUUUGUGUUUCCACUGAGAGAGAGCUGUUCAGCACAGACCUCUUCUCUGACAUUGUCUGUAACCUUGAACAAGUCUGCAUCGUUUUCAUGCAAGUCAUGCUCUCCAGCUUGUACAUGUAGUCACUGCAUAGCUCUAGAAACCACCUAGAAAGGCUGGGGUUAAAUGCUGGGAAUCACAUCCUUUCUGUGCUGCACUGCGAGGUUCUUCCUUAUGUUGUCACCAUCUUUCUCAAACCUUCAGAGCUGCUUCCUAAACUGCAUUUUUUUGCAGAGCACUUUUGAGCCUAAGUCUAUCCACUCUUGUCACUGAUGGUAACAUUUGUUGGAAUGUAAGAUCCUUGUUCUUUCCAUAGGCAAAUAGAAAUCAUAUCCUUUGAUAAAGUGCCCUCCCUUCCAGCUCACUGCACUGCACCCUCCUCCCUUUAGCCACUCCUGGCCUGGGCUCCAGCCCUGGAUCCUCCAGAAUUACCAGCCCUGUAGUUCCUUCAGCCCUGGGCUUGGAGUAGCACUGCUGGCAGCAAAAGGGAGGCUGCACACAGAUCUUUUAGCUGUCCUUGCACUUUGUUUAGCUUGGCUUUGUCUCUGAGGAUAGGGAUUUAGUGAAUAUCCUAAAAGCUAACAUAGCUAUUCUUUUAACACCUCAGUGUAGUUGCUUAUGUAGUUUUUGUAAAGAAAAAUGUUUUUAAAAAGACCUGAUGUAACUUUUUGUAAAAUACCACACAAAUACUUGUAAAUCUGUAAAUAACUUUUGGAAAAAAAUAAAUUUAAGUUAUCUGAGAAUAAUGUCACUUAA
Messenger RNA from Haemorhous mexicanus (house finch), 5465 nucleotides. It is a transcript of the gene RUFY2, whose product is annotated as RUN and FYVE domain containing 2. The coding region runs from base 1987 to 3966 and encodes 659 amino acids. The transcript is spliced from 19 exons. Gene Ontology annotation, cellular component: cytoplasm. The record is from RefSeq and is a predicted model, not a curated record. Gene Ontology annotation, molecular function: metal ion binding. Lineage: Eukaryota; Metazoa; Chordata; Aves; Passeriformes; Fringillidae.